Messenger RNA from Iphiclides podalirius (scarce swallowtail), 306 nucleotides. The record is from the annotation of a GenBank genome assembly. Lineage: Eukaryota; Metazoa; Arthropoda; Insecta; Lepidoptera; Papilionidae.
AUGAAGGGCCGACAGCUCCGGCGCUUGAAGUGGGCACAUCACACGCACUCGCUAGCAUUCAUUGUUGGUGGUUAUGUAAGGCGGAGGCCGCGCCGAUGCCGCUGCUGCGAGUCAACGAACGGCAUUGACACGCGCCCGUCGCCCGCCCCUCCCGAGCACCCCCCCUCCACCGCGGAGACCCUCGCUGCUGCUGAAACCAGCAGCUGCGAAAUUGGGUCACGAGCUCCGCGCCACCUCGCGUCCGAAGCGACCAAUCUGUGCAGAGCCCCGCCGCUGCACACGAUUCCCUCCAACUCAUCGCGAAAC